UUGGUAUUUUCUCCCACCCACAGUCACACUGUUUACGAAAAGCGAACUAAAGGAAGUAAAAAAUAAAAGCGUAUUAAUAUUUCGGACGAAAAAAUGCUGUAGGCGCAUUGUAAAAUGCAUAAAGUGCACAUAAAUCGCGUAUGUGAGGUGCUACAACGCAAAUAUAACCGAAAACUAGUGCAGAACUUUAAGGUGCAAUAACAAUACUCGACGAAUCGAAUAAAUACCAAAGUGCAAUUGGCCAGUUGAGACUAGAAAAACAACAACAAAAUACGAAUAAACGAAUAACCUUGUGCUGUGGCAGUUGUUUGUGAUUCGAAAUUAAAGGAAUAUUGAUAAACGUGGAUAGUGCAAGUUAUCCUCAAUAAGUGUUUAAAGUUCAAUAAUAACAAAAUUUUUCAAGGAAAACAGAAAGUGUGUGACUGUGUGUGUGUGUGCGUGUGUCCGAAAGUGUGUUCCACCAAUACAAACGCAACGACCCAUACACGCGCAUAACUAGUUUUCAUAAAAAAAAAAAAACAACGAAAAGCGAUAAAUAAUAUACAAUAAAAAAAACCAAACAACAACAGCAACGAAGAGUCUCAAAAAGUGCUGGAAAACUCCCGGAUAAGAAAAACAAAAACAACAACAGGAACCUCCACAUCGACAGAUCUUGAAUGUUUCUAUGCUGAUUUUGGAUCUCUGGCGAGAAAAUGGUAUCCCUAAUUGAAACAAUAGACGCAGCAGCCGAGGCCCAAAAACAAAAGCAGUCGGCGAUCGCUCAAUCCUCCUCUUCGUCGACCACCCUUACUCCACCAUCUUCCUCUGGAUCCUCACCCGUCCUGGGAAAAUCGAACCUCACGGCCAGCGGAAAACCCAAGGAGAAACGCAGGAACAAUGAGAAGCGCAAGGAAAAGUCACGGGAUGCAGCUAGAUGCCGGCGAUCCAAGGAGACGGAGAUCUUUAUGGAACUCUCCCAGGCACUGCCCCUGAAAACCGACGAUGUCAAUCAACUGGACAAGGCCUCCGUGAUGAGGAUCACCAUUGCGGUGCUCAAGAUUCGCGAGAUGUUGCAGUUUGUGCCCAGCUUGCGGGAUUGCAAUGAGACCAUCAAGCAGGAUAUAGACGCCCCGGAGGAGCAGAAGGAGGUCAAGCCCAAGCUGGAGGUCGGCAACGAGGAUUGGCUCAAUGGAGCCGAAGCCAGCCAGUUGCUGAAGCAGACCAUGGAUGGAUUUCUCCUGGUGCUGUCCAGCGAGGGUGACAUCACCUAUGUCUCCGAGAACGUUGUCGAGUAUCUUGGCAUUUCCAAGAUUGACGCUCUGGGUCAGCAGAUCUGGGAGUACUCGCACCAGUGCGACCACGCCGAGAUCAAGGAGGCCCUCAGUCUGAAGCGCGACAUCGCCGACAAGGUGAAGGAUGAGCAGCGGCUGGAAUCCGGGGUCAGCACCCAUCACCGGGAUCUGUUUGUGCGGCUAAAGUGCACCCUGACGAGUCGCGGUCGGAGCAUCAACAUCAAGAGUGCCUCCUACAAGGUUAUUCACAUCACUGGGCACUUGGUGGUCAAUGCCAAGGACGAGCGGGUGCUGAUUGCCAUUGGCAGACCCAUUCCACAUCCGUCGAACAUCGAGAUUCCUCUGGGUACGAGCACUUUCCUUACCAAGCACUCCUUGGACAUGCGAUUCACCUAUGUGGACGACAAGAUGCAUGGCUUGUUAGGAUAUUCGCCUAGUGAUUUGCUAGAUACGUCUUUAUUUGUCUGCCAGCAUGGAGCCGAUUCCGAGCGACUGAUGGCCACCUUCAAGAGCGUGCUGAGCAAGGGACAGGGCGAGACCUGUCGUUACCGAUUCUUGGGAAAGUAUGGCGGCUAUUGCUGGAUCGUUAGCCAGGCCACGAUCGUCUACGAUAAGUUGAAGCCACAGAGCGUUGUUUGUGUCAACUACGUCAUAAGUAAUCUUGAGAAUAAACAUGAGAUUUACUCACUCGCUCAACAAACGGCGGCAAGUGAGCAAAAGGAACACCAACCAGGAUCAGAAACACCAAUCGAGGAGAUCCCUAACCCAGUACCAGAGCCAGAACCAGUUACCGAGCUCACAGUCAAGGACUCACCUGCUCCACUAGAGAUCGAGGAGAAGCCAGAGAUCAUCGAGAGCAAGGAAAUAGAAACCACCAACGAGGAACCAAAAAUAGAGCUCGUUGAGAGCAAAGUUGAAACUGCAACAAGCCCACCACCACCACCACCAGUAGUAGUACCAACUCCUGAGGAGACAACAACUGCUCUGUCUGCUGCCCAGCUGCGACAACUCACCACUCACCUACUGCAGCAGAACUAUUCCCCAGGACCUCGUACCAUUACCGCCCAGCUGCUCAGCGGCAAUAACCACAACAAUCACACCAACAACAACACCAGGGAGGAGAAGCGUCCCAAGUCGGUGACCGCUUCGGUGUUCCGGCCCAGUCCAGCCCAGAAGCCGCCCCUCGUCGUGGAGCCAACGCUUCCGCCCACCACCACAGCCACGGCGGCGAUACUGUCCUCCAGCAACCUCCAGCAGCAGUUGCUGCCGCAGCAGCAGACCUCCAACCAAUUGCAGAGUCCUGCGCCCCAGCAGCCCGGCACUCAAGAGAUGAGUAAAGGAUUCUGCUCCUUCCUGACCGAGGAUGUCCGAGGUCUGGCAACUCUCAAGGAGGAACCCGACGAUCUGAGCCAUCAUUUGGGCUCCACCGCGGGCAUCCACAUGGACGACAUGCCCCAGUUCAGUGAAAUGUUCAUGGGCCUGAUCGGCAACUGCCUGAUGCCCGACGACAUGAACUCCCUGGACUCGACCACCUGCUCGACGGCAACGAGUGCCCAGCACUACCAGAGCCCCAACAGCAGCAACUCGGUCACCAGCCACUCCACCAGCAACAGCUACGCGAACAGUCCGCUCAGCCCGCUCACUCCCAAUCCGCUCACGCCCACACCCGUGGUCAGUGGCAACAACACCAGCCAUCACCAGCAACAGCAACAGCAACAGCAACAGCAGCAGCAACAGCAUAGCCAUCAGCAACAUCACCCCCAGCAUCACGACAACAGCAACAGCAGUAGCAACAUCGAUCCGUUGUUCAACUACAGGGAGGAGUCGAACGACACCAGCUGCUCCCAGCACCUGCACUCGCCCAGCAUCACCUCCAAGAGUCCCGAAGGCAGCAGCCUGCCAUCACUGUGCAGCCCGAACUCGCUGACUCAGGAGGACGAGUUCUCGUUCGCCGACUUCGAGAUGCGUGCUCCUUACAUCCCCUUGGGCGAUGACAUGCCUCUGCUCACGGAAACGGAUCUGAUGUGGUGUCCGCCGGAGGACCUGCAGACCAUGGUGCCCAAGGAGAUCGAUGCCAUGCAGCAGCAGUUGCAACAGUUGCAGCAACAACAGCAGCAGCAGCAGCAGCAUAAUCAGCAAUACGCCGGAUAUCAGCAGCAAUCGCAGCAGUCGGGCGUCCACCAGCAGCAGCAUUUCUCCAACUCCCUGUGUUCGUCGCCAGCGUCGACUGUCUCGUCGCUGUCGCCGUCGCCGGUGCAGCAGCACCAGCAACAGACCACUGUCUUCGCCAGCGAUUCGAGCGAACUGGCAGCCCUGCUCUGCGGAUCCGGAAAUGGAACCCUUUCGAUACUGGGCGGUAGUGGAGUGUCGGUGGCGGAGGAGUGCAAUGAGCGUCUCCAGCAGCAGCAACAGAGUGGUGGGGAUUUCCGCAGCUUCCAGCAGUUGCAACAGGAGUUGCAGUUGCAGGAGGACCACCAGCAGCAGCAACGUCAACAGCAGCAGCAGCAGCAGCAGCAGCAGUUGCUGAGCCUCAGCAUCGAGUGUAAAAAGGAGAAGUACGAGGUUCCAAUGGCACCCAGCUUGUGUCAUUCCAUGGAGGAUGCAUUUGAGAAUGACUACAGCAAGGAUUCUACGAACCUGGACUGCUGGGAUCUGUUGCAGAUGAACGUGGCGGAGGCUCCCGUGAGUCCUGCCACCUCACCUGCCCCCUGCAAGGUGACCACGAUUCAGUUGCUGCAACACCAGCAGCAGCAGUUGCAACAGCAACACCAGCAGCAGAACAUCAUUCUGAACGCCGUGCCAUUGAUUACAAUUCAAAACAACAAGGGAAUACUGCAGCAGCAGCAGCAGCAGCAGCAACAGCAGCAGGAGCAGCUGCAGCAGCCGGCUCUAAAGAUCUUGAACGGAGCCAGCAUUGCGCCAGUGACCACCAAGGCCACCAUUCGGCUGGUGGAGACUAAACCCACGACGCAGCCUCGAUUGGCGAAGGUUAAUGUGAUUCCCCAGCAGCAGCAGCAGCAGCAGCAGCAUGGAAACAAGCGACAUCUGAAUAGCGCGACAGCUGGUGGUAAUCCCGUAGAGUCGAAGAGAUUGAAGAGCGGUACCAUCUGCCUGGAUGUGCAAUCGCCCCAGCUCCUGCAGCAGCUGAUCGGCAAGGAUCCCGCCCAGCUGCAGGCGCAGGCGGGAAAGCGCCAGGCCACCGAUCGCUGGCAGCAGGCGGCGGAGAACAAGCAGCAGAAGCAGCAACAGCAGCAGCAGCAACAACAGCAAUCGAACUCGGUGCUGAAGAACCUGCUGGUCAGCGGACGCGACGACUGCGAAACCGAACCAAUGAUGAUAGAUGACAACUCCCUGGACCAGUCUCCCAACUUGGGCAAAUAUGGCAUUCCUCUGCACUGCCACACUUCCACAUCUGCGGUGCUCAGGAAUUACAAUAAUAAUCCACUAAUCAGCGGAACAAACUUCCAACUGUCACCAGUUUUUGGAGGCUCCGAUGCCGGUGGCGACGGCGGCGAUGGCGAUGCAGGAUCUGUGGUGUCCUUGGACGAUUCGGUGCCGCCGGGCUUAACGGCCUGCGACACAGAUGCCUCCAGCGACAGCGGCAUCGAUGAGAACAGCCUGGUGGAUGGGGCAUCGGGGUCAUCGCCGCGCAAGAGGAUUCCGGGAAAUACCAGUGCCAGUGAGCUGGGCGAACCCACCGCACCGCCACCCCUCAAACAGCAGCAGAAGGCCCAGCAGGAGGAGGAGUUGGAGGGAGCCGGCAGCAGCAACGCCCCCAGCCGGAAGACAUCGAUAUCCUUCCUGGACAGCAGCAAUCCCCUGCUCCAUACACCGGCGAUGAUGGACCUGUGCAACGACGACUACAUCAUGGGGGAGGGCGGCUUCGAGUUCACCGACAACCAGUUGGAGCAAGUCCUGGGCUGGCCAGGGAUGGCCUAGAGAAUCGUUACAGCUUAGCAUGCACUGCAUUUUCACAGAGGACGUUUUGUUUUUUGAGUUUAGUUUGAGAGAGAAGGAAAACAUUGAAAUUAGACGGUGAAUCGAAGAUAAAGCUAACCAAAAGAUUGACUUUGAGCCUUGCAAGAAAGUAGGACUAUCCUCCGCACGACAAAACCUGACAAGACCCCCAACCCAACACCCACAAAGGACACCCAAGCUAACCUACACAAUGACCCGUAAUAGAAAAAAGAAUAAAAAAAAAUAAACAGGAAGGGUUAAACACAUUGGAAUAGUUUUGUAGCCACGUUAACUGCCUAGAACAGAAGAAUAUACAUGUAUGUAAUUUAGUCUUAAAGUUUUUUCUCUCAGACCGUUUUCCCAAAAAAAAAUAUGCAAAAAAAAAUGUAAAAAUAAAGUGGAAAGCGGAAAAACACUGGAAAAAAUAUCUUUUACAAACAAUGAAAAAAAAUGUUCAUAGUUUUUGCUGGAAGGCUCAAACAAGUUUUUGGUGAUGGUUGUAUUCUUUUUUAUAACUUUCAAGCGCAAAAGCUGUGACGACAAAAAAAAAAAAAGUUUUUGAUCAUGUUUUACAAAUAUAAAAAAAAGAAAAAACCUAAAAAAAAAAUAAAAAAAAUGUAAAACUUAGUUUUUUAAGUAAUCAGUUUCAAUGUUUUCAAAGUACUACAACACAAAUGUAGUAAUUAUAAUAUUUUAAUUCUAUUAAGUAAAAGCUAAGUGAAAAUAUCUAUCCGUUUCCCUUGAUCUUAACUACAGGAUACACAUAUACUUUGAUAUACUUUGUGCAUUUCUAUUAAUUAACUUUGUGUCGAUCAUUUUCAAUCACUUAUCGAUUUCUCUUGACUAUUUCGAUUACCGAUUCUUUGAUGUAAACUAGUUAUAAUUCUGUUUAAGGCGCAUCAUACAAAACAAAAUGUUUGCUUUCUUAAAUCCAAAUUCAAUCAAUGUUCAGUGUUUUAAUUCAGUUUGUUUUUAAUUUUAAUUGGCAAAUAAAUAUAAAAAUCUA
Molecule: messenger RNA, 6234 nt
Organism: Drosophila ananassae
Lineage: Eukaryota; Metazoa; Arthropoda; Insecta; Diptera; Drosophilidae
Gene: sima
Product: protein similar
Exons: 12
Coding region: 693-5210 (1505 amino acids)
Biological process (GO): regulation of transcription by RNA polymerase II; cellular response to hypoxia
Molecular function (GO): protein dimerization activity; RNA polymerase II transcription regulatory region sequence-specific DNA binding; DNA-binding transcription factor activity, RNA polymerase II-specific
Source: RefSeq, a predicted model, not a curated record